AUGAAGUUUGGCCAGCAGCUUCGUCAGUCUUUGAUCAAGGACUACUACUGGCAUUACAUUGCCUAUGACGACCUCAAAGAUGCCCUCAAGAAACCUUUCGUGAACGGCAAGAACGGUGAUCGCGAACCCUGGACCGACGACGAUGAGGCCGCUUUCAUCCAGCAGCUCGAGGCAGAGCUCGACAAGGUCUACACCUUUCAAAAGCUCAAGAGCCAGGAGAUAAUAUCGAGAAUCAAGGCUGCCGAGGCCGAGGUCAAACAAGUGAUUGAACGGCAAGAGAACCAAACCUCGCCCGAUACCGAAAGCGACGACGACCUCGAACAGGACUUUGAUUUGCUUGAGGCCGAUCUCAGCGACAUAAUCGCCGAUGUCCAUGAUCUCGCAAAGUUUACCCAGCUGAACUAUACCGGUUUCCAGAAGAUCAUCAAGAAACACGACAAGCAAACCGGUCUGAUACUGCGCCCAUCCUUUGCGACCAGACUGAAGGCAAAACCCUUCUUCCAAGACAACUACGAUGCCUUCAUCGUCACCCUUUCCAAACUCUACGAUCUUGUCCGAACCCGAGGACACCCUGUGAAGGGUGACAGCUCUGCAGGUGGUGCGCAACAGAACUUCGUUCGCCAGACUACCAAGUAUUGGGUGCACGCGGACAACAUCACCGAGUUAAAGCUCAUAAUCCUGAAGCACCUCCCUGUCCUGGUCUUCAAUCCCAAUAAAGAGUUUGAUGAAAAGGAUUCUGCCAUUUCUUCCAUCUAUUAUGACAACCCAGAGACGUGGGAACUCUACGAGGGCCGACUGAAAAAGACGGAGGGCGCGGAAGCCAUUCGUUUGCGGUGGUACGGUGGCAUGGAGAACGAGACAAUCUUCGUGGAAAGAAAGACCCAUCGAGAAGAUUGGACUGGGGAAAAGUCGGUCAAGGCUCGGUUCACGCUCAAGGAGAAGAAUGUCAAUGCUUUUCUGGCUGGAAAGAUGACCGUUGAAGAAGCCUUUGCCAAGAUGAGGCGGGAAGGCAAGAAAAGCAUACAAGAAAUUGAAGACCUCGAGCAACUAGCUCGAGAAAUCCAAUAUCGGGUCAUCACUCGGAGGCUGAAACCCGUCUGCAGAUCAUUUUAUCACCGUACGGCCUUUCAGCUUCCUGGCGAUGCUCGCGUCCGCAUCUCCCUGGACACCGAGUUGACCAUGGUUCGAGAAGACAACCUGGAAGGUAGACAAAGAUCUGGCAACAAUUGGCGGCGCAUGGACAUUGGCAUUGACUGGCCAUUCUCGCAGCUACCUCCCGAGGACGUCGAGCGGUUUCCUUAUGCCGUCCUCGAAGUCAAAUUACAGACUCAAGCUGGUCAAGAACCACCUCAGUGGGUGCGUGAUCUGACCGCCAGCCAUCUUGUGGAAGCUCUGCCCAAGUUUUCCAAGUUCAUCCACGGUGUGGCCACAUUAUUCCCGACCCACAUCCAUCUCCUCCCAUACUGGUUUACGCAGAUGGAUGUUGACAUUCGCAAACCAAUUACCCACCGAUUUGGCAUUGAACGGCCGGCCAACGUGGCCAGCUACUCCACUAGUGACGUUGAUGAAGACGAAGUAGAUUCCGAUGAGGAACCAGGAGAUGGUCAAACCACGGGAAGAACCACCCCGUUUGCGGACGGGUCGACGGAUGGCGAUGAUGAACAGACGAGAAGGCUGAAGGCUGCUCGGCGAGCUCUGCAUGAGCACAGCCGUGUGCAAGAGAGAGAUGGCCAAGAGAAUGGAGAUGCCGGUGCUGCCCCAGGGAAUUCAUUGGACGAGGAAGAACGUGUUGCUGCGCUUCCUCUGACCGAUGAAGAUUACAUUUAUGACUCGGAAGCGGACGAAGAGGGCAACGAGCUCGAAGAAGCCCGUCGUUCAAAGUCUUGGAAGUUUUACCCCUUGCUCUUGAACCAUCACAUCCAACAAGCAGGCAAUGCGAUCCUGUACUCCUGGAAGAAAAUCCCCACCUCGACUCCUCUACCACAAAACGGCGGUGUCGGCAGCGUCAACCCAGUGGGCGGCCAAAUCCAGGUCAAGCGAUUCAAAGCACCGGCUGGUAAACGAAUCCAUGUUCCUGUCCGCAUCGAGCCGAAAGUGUAUUUCGCCGCGGAACGGACGUUUUUGUCUUGGCUGGAGUUUAGCAUCAUUCUGGGAAGCAUUGCGGCCACUCUACUCAAUUUCGGAGACGGAGUCAGCCUCGCCUCGGCGUGGGGUUUUACCAUCGUUGCAAGCGCGGCGUUGGUGUAUAGUGUGGUCAUCUAUUAUUUGCGUGUGCAGAUGAUCCGGCAACGCAGGGCUAGUAUUUCGCGAUACUAUGACAAGUACGGCACCACGGCAUUGUGCAUAGGGCUACUUGCCGCGACGGCGGUCAGUUUUGCGUUCAGAAUCAGAGAAGACGGUUGGUUUCAAUGA
Molecule: messenger RNA, 2412 nt
Organism: Capronia epimyces CBS 606.96
Lineage: Eukaryota; Fungi; Ascomycota; Eurotiomycetes; Chaetothyriales; Herpotrichiellaceae
Exons: 2
Coding region: 1-2412 (803 amino acids)
Biological process (GO): polyphosphate metabolic process; vacuolar transport; vacuole fusion, non-autophagic
Cellular component (GO): vacuolar transporter chaperone complex; fungal-type vacuole membrane
Source: RefSeq, a predicted model, not a curated record